Messenger RNA from Mucor mucedo, 1040 nucleotides. RefSeq lists its product as uncharacterized. Gene Ontology annotation, molecular function: protein binding. Bases 359 to 976 code for a protein of 205 amino acids. Lineage: Eukaryota; Fungi; Mucoromycota; Mucoromycetes; Mucorales; Mucoraceae. The record is from RefSeq and is a predicted model, not a curated record. The transcript has 2 exons.
CAAGAAUUAUCAUUAUUGAAACUUGGGGAAUGCAAUAAAGGAAAAAGGAAGAAUCAUAGCUUAAUCAGGAUUUGAUCUUUUCCUAAAUUUAUGCACAAUGACCUCUAUUCUUUCAUCACUGUUAAAAUUCGGAAUCCUGUGCGGAUUUGUUUAUCGAUCAAUAUAUUUGGACCCACAACUUUUUUUUUUUUUUCUACAUAUUCUCAUUUAGGUUAAAAGUAAUCUGGGUUUAAUCACGGAGGUUGAUUUAUUAUCUAUCUUCUCUUUUUGUAACUCUGGCCAUUGUUAAUAUAAAAGCGCUGACUUUUGUUUUCUUCUUUUCCAUUUUCUGUCUUCUUCAAUGUACUAUUAAAAAAAAAUGAAUUAUUCUCUUCCAUCUGAAAUCAUCUCAAAUAUCUUUGAAUACGUCUCAAUGACUGAUCUCGUCAGAGUUGAACGUACCUGUAAAUUAUUCCAAUCAUUUGCUUUAUGCGAAAUUGAAAAACGAAUUAUUCGUUCAUCAAAAGAUGAAUGGGGAAUCUUGAUUCAUUUAGGUCAAGUACUUGCCAAUCCCGUCAGAUUCGAUCCAGAAACCAAACUUGCGUAUUAUGCUGUCGCCAUGGAUCCUGUGAAGAUCAAGACAAUGUUUGAUCAUCGUCGACCCAUUCACUGCUCUCUAUUAAGAAAGAACAUGACCAAAAAGUCAAACAACAUCAGAUAUCAAUCCUACAGCGAAAAAGGUUUCAUCAUCACAGUCGAAAAAGGAAUGCAAGAAGGCAAAACAUUACAAUUGGAUGUUAAAAAUGAAUUAUGUCAGGUCCAUGCAUCGCUGACCCGAUUACCAUCAGCUGCUGCUAAUAUUCAUCAUCAGCAUACAAAAGAAGAAAAUACUCUGCUGAAAAGUGCUCAGCCAAUCAAAUCUAUGGCUCCUUCCCCAUUGACUUAUACCCUCCAAAUCACAGAAUUGUGCUUACCCUUAUCAACCAUUGCAAAAUAAUCAAGGGGAGCUGGUUUUCCCUUUCUUGUAAUUAUACCCCCUCUCUUUUCUUUUUUCUAAAUAU